Molecule: messenger RNA, 639 nt
Organism: Histoplasma mississippiense
Lineage: Eukaryota; Fungi; Ascomycota; Eurotiomycetes; Onygenales; Ajellomycetaceae
Exons: 2
Coding region: 1-639 (212 amino acids)
Source: RefSeq, a predicted model, not a curated record
AUGUCCCUGCCAUUGGUCAUCAACGGGCGGGAGCUUGACAGUUUGUAUCAUUACUGUCGGCAAGCUGAGGCUAUCCUUAAUCCUGGAGGGCUUCAUCUCAUAAACUCCAUCGUUGCGGUAGGCCUUGGAAACGGACAUGGAGGUAAUGUUAUGGCUACGCUAGGAGGGCCUGCCAUCCGCCUCGUCGACUACGAAGUUGCCGGAUGGCACAACCCCGUGCUCGACCUAGCCAAUCCGUUGUACAACGAUGCGUUUUUCGCCAUCCUUUAUAGUGAUUUGAUGGGUCCUUGCAAUGCAAUGACUGCAUGUGGGGGCGAUGAGCGCCAGUAUGUACGCUACCGCGUUACCGAAGAGGCCAUCGCUGUCGACUUCAACCUCCAGCUCAGCCUGUUAGAUCGUACUUUGGCAUACAUAAAACUCGAGUACAUGCCGGACACCUUUUUCCUAAAUGCCGCCGUCGGAGUGCUCUUGUUUUCUGACAUGAAGGGGACCAUUGACUUGUUCUUCGGAUGGGCAAACUGGCCCAUCAACGCUGGAUCAUCCGAAGGUGGCCGGCGGCGCUGGUCUGAUGUCGUCAAGGGCGCUCACGAAGAGGCGAGAGACCGCCGAUUAAUUGGGCCCGCGACAGAAUGCCCAUGA